Molecule: messenger RNA, 6033 nt
Organism: Esox lucius (northern pike)
Lineage: Eukaryota; Metazoa; Chordata; Actinopteri; Esociformes; Esocidae
Gene: thsd7aa
Product: thrombospondin, type I, domain containing 7Aa
Exons: 29
Coding region: 372-5807 (1811 amino acids)
Biological process (GO): actin cytoskeleton organization
Cellular component (GO): plasma membrane
Source: RefSeq, a predicted model, not a curated record
AUCAGCAGCAGCAGCCACGGUUUAGAGCUCUAUUGUUCCCUGUUUUAUUACGGAAAGAGAGCCUGUUCUGCCUCUCCGAACCAGCCACCACACACAGAGAGAGAGAGAGAGAGAGAGUGUGACAGAGAGGGAGGAGUAGAGAAGAGAGAAGGGAGAACCAUUCACUCACCCGGGAUUACUUCUUGUUGAAGGGACGGUCCAGCCCUCGUGUGAGAGAGGGACAAAAGCGCAGGGAGCUCGUCCGCACAGCGUGCGUCUGUUUCCGUGUGUUUUCCGCGCGUCGACUUCCCUGCCAUUCUCCCCCCCCCCCCCCCCCUUUUCAUUUGCCUAUUGGUGUGGAUACUACCGCUGCCGUCCGCCCUGCGAGAGCCAUGGGGCUGCCCGGCGGAGUGAAGGGGACGCUCAGUGUGUGGCGGGGGUCAGUCCCCUCUCUUUGGAGGCUAGCGCUGGUCCUCGCCUUGAGCUCGGGAGCCACAGAGGCACAAACUGCAGCCAGCUCCAAACCGAACGUCUAUGUGUGGCAAACAGGUCCGUGGGGCCGCUGCAUGGGCAGCGAGUGUGGCCAGGGGGGCAGCCAGAGCCGGGCGGUGUGGUGCGCCCACUCCGAAGGCUGGACCACCCUCCACACCAACUGUGACCAGGCCGAGCGGCCGGACAGCCAGCAGAGCUGCUUCCGCGUCUGCGACUGGCACCGAGACCUGUACGACUGGCAGCUGGGAGCUUGGAACCAGUGUGUGCCCGUGUCCAUGCGGAGCCCCGGGGCGGUCCAGCGCCCGGCUGUGUGCACCCGCGGCGAGGAGGGCAUCCAGACGCGCGAGGUGGGCUGUGUCCAGAAGGCGGACGGCGUGCCGGCGGAGGACGCGGCGAUAUGCGAGUACUUUGAGCCCAAGCCCAGGCUGGAGCAGGCCUGUCUGAUUCCGUGCCCGCGGGACUGCGUCGUCUCCGAGUUCACCCCCUGGACCUCCUGCUCCAAGACGUGCGGCACGGGCCUGCAGAACCGCAUCCGUUAUGUCCUGGCGCCGCCCCUGUUUGGCGGCUCGGCGUGUCCCAACCUGACAGAGUUCCAGACGUGUCAGCCCAGUCCCUGUGAGGGCCCGGAGAGCCUCUACAGUCUGAAAGUGGGUCCCUGGGGGCCCUGCUCCGUGCCACCGCCCCGCUCGGCCAGGCAGGCCCCGGCCACCAGUGAGGGCAGAGACGCUGUUGUCCCUCGCCAGCCACGCAAGGAGAGAGAGGGUAAAGAGGGCAAAAAGGCUGCCGUCCCGCGACAGCAUCGACUCAGCAAAGAGGAAAGGUUGAAAAGAAAGGAAGGAAGAAGGGAGCUGAGAAAGGAGGCCAGGAAAGGCAGACAGACUGCAAAAGAAGGACGCGGGAAGAACAAAGAGAGAGUCAGUGAGAGGGUUAGAGAGAGGGUGAGGGAGAGGGUGAGGGAGAGGGGGAAAGUGAAAGACCCAGAGACCAGGGAGCUGAUCAAGAAGAAGAGGAACAGAAACCGACAGAACAGACAGGGAGGGAAGUUCUGGGACUUGCAGGUGGGCUACCAGACCAGGGAGGUGACCUGUGUCCACAGGAGUGGCAAAACCGAAGCCCUCAGUCUGUGCUCUCAGGAGUCCCUCCCGGUGACCUACCAGGCCUGCGUUCUGACCAAGGAUUGUGAGGUCACCGAGUGGGCAGAAUGGUCACCCUGCUCCAAGGGCUGCUACGAGCUCAACGGCCGUAUGGGGGAGCGCACGCGCAUGCGCCAGGUCAGCCAGUUCCCAGUGGGAGGAGGAACGGAGUGCCCGGAGCUGGAGGAGAGGGAGCCCUGUACCGCCCAGGGUGAAGGGGUGCCCCCCUGCAUCACGUACAGCUGGAAGACAACUGAAUGGACUGAGUGCAGGGUGGACAUGUUGCUAAGCCAGCAGGACCGUCGUCGUGGUAACCAGACAGGGCUGUGCGGGGGUGGAGUCCAGAGCCGUGAGGCGUACUGUGUCCAGGCGACCAGCGCCGAACACGCCUCCAACCUCAGCGCUCUCAAGAGCAAAGAAGCCUCCAGACCCGUGGACAAUGAGCUGUGCCUCAGUCCGGCCCCCAACACCACUCAGCUGUGCCACAUCCCCUGCCCUGUGGAGUGUGACCUGUCCUCCUGGAGUGCCUGGGGACCCUGCACCUUUGAGAACUGCCUGGACACAGCCUCUAAGAAAGGGUUCAAACUGAGGAAGAGGAGGAUCAUCAACGAGCCCACAGGAGGAACAGGAAGCUGCCCUCACCUGGUGGAGGCCAUACCAUGUGACGAGCCCAGCUGCUACGAUUGGCUGCUGCUGAAGCUGGAGGAGUGUACCCCGGACAACGACAGAGACUGCGGAGCUGGAACCCAAAUUCCUCAAGUCCAGUGUGUCAACAGUGAAGGUGAGCAUGUAGACCGCCAGCUGUGCCGUGACGCCAUCCUGCCCAUGCCCGUCGUCUGUGAAGUGCCCUGCCCCAAGGACUGUGUCCUCAGCCCCUGGACCCCCUGGUCGCUGUGCUCACACACCUGCUCCGGGAAGAACACCGAGGGGAGACAGACGAGAGCGCGCUCGGUUCUGGCCUACAACGCCGGGGAAGGCGGGCUCCUGUGCCCUAACAGCAGUGCUCUGCAGGAGAUGCGUAGCUGCAACGAGCACCCAUGCACCGUUUACCACUGGCAGACGGGGCCUUGGGGACAAUGCAUCGAAGACACCUCGGUUCCCCUGGCCAACUCUACCGGGGCCCGGGUCGCGGUCGGGGACUCGUCCUGCUCUGUGGGGAUGCAGACGCGGAAGGUCAUCUGUGUCCGGGUAAACGUUGGACAGGUGCCUCCUAAGAAGUGUCCGGAGAGUAUUCGUCCUGAGACAGUCAGACCCUGCCUCCUGCCGUGUAAAAGAGACUGCAUUGUCACCCCCUACAGCGAUUGGAGCGCGUGUCCUGUCACAUGCAAAGCAGGUGGAAACACGAAAAGGAAACAGAACAGGAAACGCAUCAUCAUCCAGCUCCCAGCCAAUGGCGGACAGGACUGCCCGGAUGUGUUGACUCAGGAGAGAGACUGCGAGGCGGGAUCCGUCUGUCUCGGAUACCGGUGGAAGACGCACAAGUGGCGGCGAUGUCAGCUGGUUCCUUGGUCUGUUCGUCAGGACAGUCUUGGGGCAGUGGAGACCUGUGGACCUGGUCUCCAGGCACGAGCGGUCUCCUGCCGGAAGCAGGACGGUCAAGCAGACAUCGGAGCAUGUCUGAAGUUCGCUAGCUCCAUGCCCCCUCUGACCCAGCCCUGCCAGCUUCCAUGCCAGGACGAUUGCCAGCUUACAGCCUGGUCAAAGUUCUCUUCCUGCACACAGGACUGUGUGGGCGUCAAGACACGCAAGAGGGUGCUUGUAGGCAAGAGCAAAAAGCGUGACCAGUGCAAGAACAGCCAGGUGUAUCCCCUCAGCGAGACCCAGUACUGCCCCUGUAACAAGUACAACGCCCAGCCCGUGGGGAAUUGGUCCGACUGCAUCCUGCCUGAGGGUGGGCGCGUGGAGGGCCAGCUGGGCAUGAAGGUCCAGGGGGACAUCAAGGAGUGCGGCCAGGGCUACCGUUACCAGGCCACAGUGUGUUACGACCAGGACGACCGGCUGGUGGAGACGUCGCGCUGCAACAGCCACGGGUACAUCGAGGAGGCCUGCAUCAUCCCCUGUCCGUCCGACUGUAAGCUCAGCGAGUGGUCCAACUGGUCGCGCUGCAGCAAGUCCUGCGGCAGCGGGGUCAAAGUGCGCUCCAAGUGGCUGCGGGAGAAGCCGUACAACGGUGGGAGGCCAUGCCCCAAAUUAGACCAUGUGAACCAGGCUCAGGUAUAUGAGGUGGUGCCCUGUCUCAGCGACUGUGGUCAGUACGUGUGGGUGGCUGAACCCUGGAGUGUCUGGAAGGUCAGCAACGUGGACCUCAAGGAGAACUGCGGGGAAGGAGUGCAGACCAGAAAAGUCAGAUGCAUGCAGAACACGAUCGACGGGCCGUCGGACCCGGUUGAGGACUACCUGUGUGACCCGGAGGAGAUGCCCCUUGGGGCAAGAAACAGCCAGCUACCCUGUCCUGACGACUGUGUCCUGUCCGACUGGGGCGCCUGGAGCCAUUGCUCACGGCCGUGCAACAAGAACAGCACUCGGGAGAGGACGGCGUACCCCAUUCGCCAGCCCGGAGAGGGCAGGCUGUGCCCCAACACCACUGAGAAAGAGCCCUGCAGCCUCAACAGCAACUGCUAUCACUACUCCUAUAACAUCACAGAUUGGAGCACCUGUCAGCUGAGUGAGAGAGCUGUGUGCGGUAGUGGUAUCAAGACACGCAUGUUGGACUGUGUACGAAGCGACGCCAAGUCUGUCGACCUCAGAUUCUGUGAAGAGCUGCGGCUGGACAGGAAGUGGCAGAUGAAGGCUUCGUGUGUGGUGGAGUGCCCCGUCAACUGUCAGCUUUCUGAAUGGUCACCUUGGUCGGAGUGCACACACACCUGUGGUCUAGCAGGGAAGCUGUGGCGGAGCAGAACAGUUCUCCAGGUACCCCAGGGGGACGGGAGGCCCUGCUCCCCUCAGAUGGAGCAGUGGAAGCCCUGUCCUGUCAAACCCUGCUACCGGUGGAGGUACAGCCCCUGGUCAGAAUGCACAUCAGAGGGUGCUCGAUGCGGAGAGGGGUUGCGUUUCCGUAAUGUGUCCUGCUUUGUGUCGGACGGUUCCGGCCGGGGAGAAGGCUGCCUGGUGGAUGAUGAGCUGUGUGGUGACCUGGAGCCCUCUGUAGACGGAGAUAAGCCGAUCACACUGGAGGAGGCCUGCACCGUGCCCUGUCCUGGUGACUGCUACCUGACGGAAUGGACCGCCUGGAGCCUGUGCCAGCUGAGCUGUGUCAGCGGUGACGACCUGGGCUUUGGUUCGGUGCAGGUCCGGUCCAGAGCCGUGCUGGCCCAGGAGCCGGAGAACCUGCUGCAGUGUCCGGAACAGGACUGGGAGGCACGUCCUUGUACCGAGGGGCAGUGCUACAGCUACAGAUGGAUGACCGGGCCAUGGAGAAGCUCCUCUAGACCGGUCUGGUGUCAGAGGUCUGAUGGAUUAAAUGUCACAGGUGGCUGCCCAAUGACUGCCCAGCCUGUGGCAGACAGAUCAUGUGACCCAGCCUGCAACAAACCACGCUCCUACUGCACAGAGGCAGGGGUGUGUGGCUGUGAGGAGGGCUACACCGAGGUGAUGACGUCGGACGGCCUGCUGGACCAGUGCACGGUGAUCCCCGUGUUGGAGAUCCCCACAGCCGGGGACAACCGAGCUGACGUGAAGACCAUCAGGGCGGUCAGUCCCACGCAGUCCUCCAACAGUCUGCCGGGCCACGUCGGGCGUACCUGGUUCUUACAGCCUUUGGGACCAGACGGUAAACUGAAGACGUGGGUCUACGGCGUAGCACCGGGAGCUUUUGUCUUGCUCGUAUUCGUCGUCUCCAUGACCUACCUAGCCUGCGCCGGUUGUGGUUUUUUCCGCCACCGUAACUCCGCCUCUGAGCAGGGCGUUGACACGGUAGUCUGGGUAGAGCAGGAAGACCACACCGUGGCGUACACGUGUCCUGACUGCCGGCAGGAGGCGCAGGAACUGAAGAAACGGCAACAUGAACAGCAGAAAACGGAUCAGUACCCGCAAAAUCACCUACGGCAACAGCCACCGGUGCCACAAAACCCACACAGUCGGGCCCAGCCGCGCAAUGAACGGCACCAGUGUCAGGCGGAGCCGCGACAGCGUCAACACCAGAGCGCCCGUGAUAAACGCAGUAGUCAUCGACAACCACGAUGCAUUGAAACGCUCAUAACCUAGGUGUUCCUGACCUAGCGGUGUCCCGCGCCGCCGUGCUCACACAAGCUCCGCUUUCCCUUCGCCUUUCUCUCCUUCCACACGUCCGCUGUCGAAAUGUGCCUGUCCCGACCGAUCACACGGAGCUGUCGACGGAGUAAAAAGCCAAAGAAACCUCAGAGAAGACAAAUGCAUAAUAACCGGCUCAAACCCUUGACACUGGCCUAUGACGGAGAUGCUGACAUGUAAA